This is a messenger RNA of Drosophila rhopaloa, 2184 nucleotides long. RefSeq names its product solute carrier family 52, riboflavin transporter, member 3-A. Gene Ontology annotation, biological process: riboflavin transport. The transcript has 2 exons. The record is from RefSeq and is a predicted model, not a curated record. Gene Ontology annotation, cellular component: plasma membrane. NCBI's taxonomy places the organism in Eukaryota, Metazoa, Arthropoda, Insecta, Diptera, Drosophilidae. The coding region runs from base 453 to 1916 and encodes 487 amino acids. Gene Ontology annotation, molecular function: riboflavin transmembrane transporter activity.
CGACUGUCAGUUUUAUUCUCGUCUUCGAUGCUUAUUAAAUGAUUGAGUUUUGAUUGUUCAAAUGGCCCACGAAAUUUGCCAAAGCUUGACGUGCUCAGCCGUCUCCGCCUCCUGGAAACUCCUGCAUUUCGUAUCCUGCGGCACAGUCGACAGAAAUUCACAGAAUAUUGCAUAAGAAACCUCAUUUAAUCAACGAAACUGAAACUUGUAGGGCCACCAAAUUGGAACCUCGACUUUGUAUUUAUUCGCGGCUCUCACGGCAAUUAACCGGCCAAUCGCCGUCGAUUCCCCACAUUUCGCCAAUUGAGCCAUUGAUUUUCAAUAACUAACAAACCCGAAACCAAACGACUUUGCCUGCGCAUCCCAUCGUACAGCUACAGUGGCCUGGAUCGAGGAAUCUAAUCGCCGCAGGGAUCAUAAAUUAAUUCGAAGAGUACACUCCGAGUCCGAAUAUGAGCAAGAACCAUAAAACACGAGGAGCUGGUGGCCCCACGAAUCCGGCGGGGCCAGUCUACGGCGUGAUCUCGACGUUGGACGACGCCGCUCCGAAUCCCGCGGAUUUCGCUAGAUUCCCUUCGCCUGAGGUCAAGAAAGGUGAACUGAGUUUGUUCCUUAGCUGGGACAGCCCCAAAAAGAAUAUGGAGAUAAGCUCGAAACUGAGUAACCGCAGCUGGAUCGUCGACAUGCUGGCUGUUUUCUUCGGCAUCGGUACCUGGCUUGGCGUCAAUGGCACCUUCAUCCAACUGCCUUUGCUGGUGAACGAGGCACCGGAAGGUUGGAGUCUGCCCUCCUAUCUCAGCGUGAUGGUGCAGAUUGGCAAUCUAGGCCCCCUGCUAUACACGGCCAUCCAGAAGUAUUCCCCCAAGAAGCUAAACGACGGCUGGACUAUCCACGGAGUGCUCCUGGUGGGUGCGAUCUCUUGCCUGUUGACGGCUUUCUUCUACAACCGAACUGCUUUAGUCGCUGGCACGGAUCACAGUCUGGCCCUUUUUGUGUUAACCUGUUUCACGGCACUAAAUGCCUGCACCAGCUCAGUGCUCUUUAUGCCCUACAUGGGUCGCUUCAAGGAGCAGUACAUGGUCACCUACUUCAUUGGCGAAGGACUGAGCGGUCUGCUGCCCAGCGUGACCGCUUUGAUCCAAGGAAUCGGAGAGAGCGGCAACUGUGUCCUAGUCAAUGUAACCGAAACUGGACAGGAGAUCUACGAACUGCAGAAGACACCGCCUCGAUUCGACACCCGUGUCUUCUUCCUCAUCCUCUUCGCGCUCAUGGUGUUUGCCUAUGUGGGGUACGCUCUCCUGAACUCCCUUCCACUGGCCAGGAGGGAGUACGCCCAGGUGACUGUUAGCGAGGGCAACAAGUACGUUUACGGAGAGGCGGAUAGUCAGCCAAAAACGGAAAAGAUCACCAAGGGUCAGUACACCUACCUGCUCCUGCUGAUUGGAGUCAUCUCUCUGUUCAGCAACGGAAUGUUUGGCAGCAUCCAGUCCUACUCCAGUGCCCCCUACGGAUCCCAGGCAUAUCACCUGGCGGCCACACUCAGUGUGAUUGCCAAUCCGGUGGCCUGUUUCAUGGCCAUGUUUCUGCAUUUCACAUCGCUGCGGAUCAUCACCGUGCUCUCUAUCCUGGCGGGUCUGCUGACAAGCUACGUUUUUACAACGGCCGCCUUGAGCCCCUUGCCGCCACUUCACGAUCAGACCACGGGAGCCGUGCUGGUGGUCACUGCCUGGACCUUGCUGGUGGGGAUCGUAAGCUACACUAAGCUGGGAAUCACCACCGUGAUGCGAGCACAGGGCGGGCAGUCGCUGGUCUGGGUGGGGGCUAUCACGCAGCUGGGGUCUGCAAUCGGAGCGGUGGCCAUCUUCUUCGCCAUCAACUACUCGGAUCUGUUCCAGGCCGCGGAGACAGGCUGCUGACCCGCUUGGGAGUUCAACAGAACCAGAAUAUUCAGGAAUGCAUCGCGAUUUUGUAGAUGAUUUUACUGUAGUUUAGUGUGAUAUUUUCGUAUUUGUAUUUCCACCUCAAUGGUCACAAUGAAGACAAUACCUAAUUACCUGAACGGCGUUUCGAUGUUUUAAACAUUCAAAGGUAAUAUCAAUAACACUCGAACGGAGUUCCUAAUUUGUAGGACAAUACGGAAUGCUUAUUGUUCCAAAAUAAUAAAGCCUUUAUACAACUUUAAAA